ACGGCCGGAUCCGAGAAGUACGCGUUCAUAGCGAUGCGCAGCACCCUCGCCACGCCCAUAUACGCGGCGCGCCCGGACACCUGCAUGCCGGAGUGCCGUGGCUCUGAAAACCGAAUUGUUUCGGAGUAUAUGCUGCCGUCCAGACCGUGUUCGAAAAAGCCCUCGAGCUCAUGCGGCAGCUCCUGCAUUACCCUCCCGAGCGUGGUGAUGUAGUCCUUUGGCGGGUCCUUCUCCGAAAAAGACGGCCCUUUGGUCGGCUUGUCCUUCGGCUCGCUGUUCGGUUCUUUGGGUGGCUCUUCGGGCGCGCCUUUGGUUUGUGGCCUGGUGAACCCCUUGCCUACUAUUUCUUUUUUGGCCUGCUCGAUGGCCUCUUGGAUUGUGCGGUCCCAGUCUUUGGCUGCUUCGGAGUCGUCCCCGCCGCUGCCCUUCGGUGUCUGCGAAGAGAAGCGGCGGUGGCUGAGCGGUGUGGAUCUGCACUGCGCCAGGGUGUGUGUGCGUGGCGGGCUGGUUGGUGUCGCUUUGGGUGCUUUGGCUGCCCGCAAGAAGCACGCCCUGCCAGCGCAUUGCCUGACAAUAAACAUAUGUGAACAAUAAAAAUAAAUGAAUUCUUUAAAUAAAUUGAAGAAAGAGAGAAAGAAUAAAAUAUAGUAAAAUUGGGUCGAAAUGGAAACAAGAAAGCGUGUGCGCAAAGAAUGUAGUCUGAUCAAAAAUCCGUAAGAAUUUGUUUUUCGAU
This is a messenger RNA of Kickxella alabastrina, 733 nucleotides long. RefSeq lists its product as uncharacterized. The coding region runs from base 171 to 587 and encodes 138 amino acids. Lineage: Eukaryota; Fungi; Kickxellomycota; Kickxellomycetes; Kickxellales; Kickxellaceae. The record is from RefSeq and is a predicted model, not a curated record. The transcript has a single exon.